AUGGAGAUAGAAUUUCCUCACCAGACCUAUAAGGAAAUGCUCUUGGAUAAGCAAGAAAGCAACCUAGCUAACUACUAUGACAUGGAACACCAAUCAAUCCCGCAAGGGAUUAAGGGAAAACACAUUGAAGGAUCCAUUCCCCUAUCACCAGAAGAUAAGGAAAGACUAUACAAGCCAUGGAAAUUCUCAGUAAUCAUCAAGGUCUUCAAAAGAAAGAUGCCUCAUCAUAUGCUACGCUCCAAACUAAUUGACCUAUGGAAGCCAUCCGAACAGUUAAUCUUUAUUGACCUAGGAUGGGACUUGUUCAUAGUGAAAUUCAGCUUAGAGGAAAGCAUGGUGAAAGCACUACAUCUUGUCCCAUGGUUUGUAUCUGGCCAUUUUCUGUCCGUUCGUAAAUGGGAACCAAAAUUUGUUCCACAGGAAGCCACUCUUACUACCACUGCCAUCUGGAUAAGAUUACCCCAACUACGAACGGAAUUCUAUGACACAGUCAUCCUGGAGAAAGUUGGGAGGAAACUAGGUAAACUACUGAAGAUAGAUCAAUGUACUUCUUCCACGCUAAGGGGGAGAUAUGCACGCAUCUGCAUCCAAGUUCCACUUGAAUCACUAGUGGAAACAUCAGUGAUCAUUGGAGACCACAGGCAGUCAGUAAUUUACGAAGGUGAUGGAACUUUAUGCACCAGUUGUGGUAGGAUAUGCCACACGCCCCUAAGAUGUUCAUACAAUCAACGUCCAGCCACAACAGCCAACGCAUCACAAGAACACCACCCAACGGACCUCCCACCGGAGGAGAGCCAAUGGAAGACUGUCACAUUCCCAAGAAGACGCAAACAGGGACAACAAUAA
Molecule: messenger RNA, 846 nt
Organism: Nicotiana attenuata
Lineage: Eukaryota; Viridiplantae; Streptophyta; Magnoliopsida; Solanales; Solanaceae
Exons: 1
Coding region: 1-846 (281 amino acids)
Source: RefSeq, a predicted model, not a curated record